Talpa occidentalis (Iberian mole) is the source of this 2987-nucleotide messenger RNA. RefSeq names its product neurexophilin and PC-esterase domain family member 3 (gene NXPE3). The transcript has 7 exons. The coding region runs from base 435 to 2111 and encodes 558 amino acids. The record is from RefSeq and is a predicted model, not a curated record. Lineage: Eukaryota; Metazoa; Chordata; Mammalia; Eulipotyphla; Talpidae.
CGGGGCCCGGCGGCCUCGGGCAGUGGCGACAGGCUGGGGCGCGGGGUGCCGGGCCGGGAGCACGAAGAAUGGUAUAAAAAUGAAAAAACAUCAACUUAUGCUUCGAAUGUGGCAAGAAAAUAAUAAGGGCUGUUGUGGUGAUUGCUUGAAUUCAGGACUUUACCCUGGGCAGAAAGUUAGAUGAAAACUCUUAUUUCUUAUUUCUGAUAAGCAUCUCUUCUUGGGCACUGGACUUUUCCCAAAAAAGGUGUCCUUUGAAGAAAAAAAUGUGCUUCUUAAAUCAACCCUAUCAUCUCUUCUGUAUGAAGAACUCUUAAGGAAAGGAGCAAAUUAAACUAACAGCUUGUGUGCAGCUCAGAAGAACAAAGAUAUGGAGUUUUGAGGAGUGAAGGUAGCAUGGUGUCGGCCAUGGGUGAUCAAGAUACAGCCAGACAAUGUGGUUCAAUUUCUUCAAACUACGACUUUUCUGCUGUCUGCUUGCAGUGUUGAUGGUGGUGGUUCUGGUCAUCAAUGUUACUCAGGUAGAGUACUUGGACCAUGAGACUGUUUCAGCCACAUUCAUCGACAGUAGUGGACAGUUUGUUUCCUCCGGGGUGACAGGAAUUAGCCGGAAUCCUUACUGUGGCUAUGAGCACCAGACCUUGUCCAGCCAGGAGCGUGUGGAGGAGGACUCCUUGCUGGCUGCCUUGCAGUGGCAGGUCCCUGAUGUGGGCCUUGUCCCAUUUUUGAAGAGCACUGACCCUUCUUCUAGCUACUUUGUCAUUUUGAACUCUGCAGCAUUCUUUAAGGUGGGAAGCCAGCUGGAAGUGCUGGUUCAUGUACAGGAUUUUCAAAGAAAGCCCAAGAAGUAUGGUGGAGACUACCUGCAGGCCAGAAUCCACUCCCCUAAGCUACAGGCAGGAGCUGUGGGCAGAGUGAUAGAUUACCAAAAUGGGUUUUACAAAGUCUUUUUUACUUUGCUCUGGCCAGGAAAAGUUAAAGUAUCUAUAUCUCUAGUCCACCCCAGUGAAGGGAUCAGAGUUCUUCAGCACCUACAGGAAGAAAAACCAGACAGGGUCUAUUUCAAGAGUCUCUUUCGUUCAGGAAGAAUUUCUGAAACCACGGAGUGCAACGUGUGUCUUCCUGGGAGUCAGCCCCUGUGUAACUUUACAGAUCUGUACACUGGAGAACCCUGGUUCUGUUUCAAACCAAAGAAGCUCCCUUGUAGCAGCAGAAUUAACCAUUUUAAAGGUGGAUACCUGAAGGGUCUCCUGACUGCUGCAGAGAAUGCUUUCUUCCAGAGUGGUGUCAAUAUCAAAAUGCCAAUUAACUCCAGUGGACCUGAUUGGGUGACUGUGAUUCCCAGGAGAAUGAAAGAAACUAACUUAGAGCUAUCUCAAGGUUUAGGAACUUUUCCUUCUGGGUAUUACUACAAAGAUCAAUGGAGACCCAGAAAAUUUAAGAUGCGCCAGUUUAAUGACCCUGACAACAUUACAGAAUGCUUACACAGAAAAGUGGUGUAUUUAUUUGGUGACUCAACAAUCAGGCAAUGGUUUGAAUACCUUACUACAUUUGUUCCAGAUUUGGUGGAGUUUAACUUGGGUAGUCCCAAGAAUGUGGGUCCCUUCCUCGCAGUGGACCAGAAGCACAGCAUCCUGCUCAAAUAUCGCUGCCAUGGUCCACCCAUCCGCUUCACAACCGUCUUUAGCAGUGAGCUCCAUUAUGUGGCAAAUGAGCUAAAUGGCAUAGUGGGAGGGAAGAACACAGUGGUUGCCAUAGCUAUAUGGUCUCAUUUUAGCACCUUUCCCUUGGAAGUGUACAUCCGGCGACUCAGGAACAUCCGUCGAGCUGUAGUCCAGCUCUUGGAUCGAAGCCCUAAAACUGUGGUUGUCAUCCGGACAGCCAAUGCCCAAGAGUUGGGGCCUGAGGUGAGCCUUUUCAACAGCGACUGGUACACUUUUCAAUUAGACACUGUCCUUCGGAAGAUGUUCUCAGGGGUUGGAGUAUAUCUUGUUGAUGCUUGGGAGAUGACCCUGGCCCAUUAUUUACCCCACAAGCUACAUCCAGAUGAAGUUAUUGUGAAGAACCAGCUGGACAUGUUCUUGUCCUUUGUGUGUCCCUUGGAGACAUAGCCUGCCAUGGAGGGGGCUAAAGAAAUCUCAUUCAGUGACCUCUUCGAUUGUCUGCAUUACGCAAAAUUUAUGGGGCUCCUUGAGAAGACGGCUGCCAUUGAUAUGUGCAAAAUUGCAUAAAGUACUAGACUUUGUAUAAUGACUUAUAAGAAACUUAGGAAAAUGCAGUUUACAUUUAUAUCUACCUAUAGAAUUUUCCCCAAUCUUGACUUAGCCACGGGAGAACCAUUAUUAAUAGCAUCUAUACACCAUAUUGCCCUUGUAACCAAAGAUGCUAAUAAGUGUGUUUGAUUAACUUCUCCUGGGAGGAGAGAUUACUGUGCUAAAAGUAUGAAAAAUGUUCUGACCCAAAUGGAAGGGAGAAGAUUGGUUGGUAAUGCAGUGUUUGUAGCUAAUCUGGCAAAGGAAAUUGAGCUCAUCUGCAUGAAUAGCAUAAUUGGUCCCUCUUCAGCCAGAGAUCAUCAUAAUGAGGCUUAUAGUUAGUGGCUCCUGUAACACAGUGAAGAUUGCCAUGUCACAGGAGUUUCUCUUGUUGGCUCACCUUUUCUGAAUUCAUGAAAAAAAGCCAGUCUUCUGAUCAGAAUUUUCUAGGAGAAAAUUUACAAUGUCCUGCUUUCAUCUAGAAAAGAAACCAAAGUAUGAAAGCUGUAUAUCUAAAAUUUGUGCUUUGAAUUGAUGUCUGCAUUGGAUGAUUGUUUCUUCUUUGAUUCAGCUAAAUUUGCUUGAUGAAUAUUUAUUCUAAAAUAACCACUUUUGGAACUGGAAGGGGGAAAUGUAUAAAUGGAAAUUUAUUUUUGUGUUCUGAAGUUUGCCAGUUUAAAAAAUUGACUUCUAUAUAAAGAGUGAUAAUUAUUAUAAAGUUGUGGUAAUUAUUUC